CAAAUGUCAAACAUACAGUCUCUCAUGGUUCAUGACUUCAUUGUCAAUCUCCGCUCUUAACAUUUGUUACACUUAGGACUGAAACAGCUGAUUCGACCAGGACUCGAACCUUUAUCCGGUGGUCUAAGGUAAAUUCCAUCACAAAAACAAUAAAAAUGGUUAGUCUGAGGAAUAAACUAGUGCCAAUGAUAAAAACUGCAACCUAGAGAGGAGAACAAGGGAUCAAAGGGAAAUCAGAAAUGGAUUCAUUUGAGCAAGAAAAUGGAGGCGAAUCAGUUGUGAUAGUUGGCGGUGGGAUUGGCGGACUUGCCACAGCGCUUGCUCUUCACAGGUCCAUCUUUUUUUUUUUCUUUUUUUUCUUUUUUUGCUUUUGAUAUCAUAACGACUUCAACACUUUCACAAAAUCCGAAAACAAAUUGUAGUAGAAAUGUUGUUUAUACAAUGCAGGAAAGGAUUCGAAAAUGUGACGAUUUAUGAAAGAUCAAACAGCUUGCGAACAGAGGGAACAGGGUUAGGGAUAUAUGCUAAUGGCUGGCGCGCACUUGAUCAGCUUGGUGUUGGAUCUGUACUCAAAGACAAACUAUUCUAAUCAAAGGGUAUGGAACGAAAUUUAUUUCAGUGGUUGUCACAAUUUAUACAUUGUCGCCGUCCCAAAAGAAGAGACAUGUUCGUUGAACUAGAACAGUACUGCAAACAUGAAAUUAUUAAGGAACUAUGGGGAGUACUUUGUUACUUUAGUUUGCUCCUGUCUAUAAUCCAUCUCUUUUUUUUUCGCAAUUUUGGUCAUGGCAGAAGACAGGUAGUGUUGUUUGAUGAAGACAAGGUCCAGAACAUGCCAUUUCCGUAAGAUCAGAUUUUUCAUACUUGAUCAUGCAUGUGGGAAUUACGGACCAAAAUGUUUGUAUUAUAAUAUCUUGUGCAUUUAUUUUAUUUUUUUUUUUUGAUAGGGCUGAUGAAGCUCGUUGCGUGAAAAGAAGGGAUUUGAUAAACGCUCUUGUCAAUGCUCUGCCACCGAAUACCAUACGAUUUGGACACAAUCUUGUUGAUGUCGAAAUGGAUCCUCGAACUGGAUCCCCUGUUCUUCAAUUUCAAGACGGCAACUCUGUUCGAGCUAAGGCUGUGAUUGGAUGCGAUGGAUCAAAUUCAAUAGUGGCAAAUUUCCUUGGACUGAAACCUCCAACAUUGUAUAGUGGAGGUGCAAUUAGAGGCUUGACGUAUUAUCCAAAGGGUCAUUCGUUUCCUCCGCUGUUUCGAGCAGUGAAGAGAACUAAGGGAGAUUCCAUCACUGUGUCACGUAUUCCAAUUGAUACACAGUUUGUGUAUUGGUUUGUGGCAGUACCAUUAUCUCAGAUUGAUGGGAAAUUUCCAGAGGAUCGAGAACUCAGCAAACAAGCAACCCUGAAGAUAAUCAAAGAUUAUCCGAAUGAGGAGGUAGAAAUGGUUGACAAAAGCGAGUUAAAAUUAUUGUCGUUCACGCGUUUGAGAUACUGUCAUCCAUGGGAGAUACUAACAAGCAAUUUCCACAAAGGAUCCGUGACGGUUCUUGGGGAUGCGAUGCAUGUUAUGUGUCCAUUCACAGGGCAGGGCGGCUCGGCAGCCUUAGAAGAUGCAUUGGUUCUUGCGAGGAAUUUGUCACAAAAAGUUGAUAUCUUGAAUCACUCUAAAGGAGGAAGAGUUAUCAUCAGUGAGAAAGAAAUUGAGAAAGCAUUUGAUCAAUAUGUGAAGGAGAGGAGGAUGAGGAUUGUUAGACUGACAACACAAACUUACCUAAUUGAUGUGUUGUUGGGAAGAAGAUCAUCUCUGACCAAAUUCAUUGCCGUACUAAUGCUUCUUACCUUGUUCCGAGAUCCGACUCGUCAUACCAAAUAUGAUUGCGGAAAAUUGUAAAAUGUAAAAGACACGCAGCAUUCAUUAUGUUCAUUUUGAUAUGCUAUUGAUGUAAACAUUUCGGUUCAACGAAAUGAACUGGUAGUAUUUUUCUUUUGAUUGAUUGAACAUUUAAGAAAGAAUUCAGACGAUUGGUUUGAUUGUACUCCCUCCA
Messenger RNA from Oldenlandia corymbosa var. corymbosa, 2041 nucleotides. Lineage: Eukaryota; Viridiplantae; Streptophyta; Magnoliopsida; Gentianales; Rubiaceae. The record is from the annotation of a GenBank genome assembly.